AUUUUCUUCCAGUUGUAUCCCUUUUUGAUAAUAAUUCCCUUCGACAUCACAUCUGUGAGUUUUAUUAUUGAAUAAAAAAAGGUCAAUCACUCCGUUCGCCAGUAAUCAAUAAUGUCUGAUUUAUGUCCAGUUUACGCUCCUUUCUUUGGUUCGAUUGGUUGUGCUGCCGCUAUUGUGUUCACCUGUUUCGGUGCUUCCUACGGAACUGCUAAGUCUGGUGUGGGUAUUUGUGCUACCUGUGUCUUGAGACCUGACUUGUUGGUUAGAAACAUUGUUCCAGUCAUUAUGGCUGGUAUCAUUGCUAUUUAUGGAUUGGUGGUUUCAGUGUUGGUUUCUGAUUCUUUGAGUCAAAAACAAGCAUUGUACACCGGUUUCAUCCAAUUGGGUGCGGGUUUGUCCGUUGGGUUGUCUGGGUUGGCUGCUGGUUUUGCCAUUGGUAUUGUCGGUGAUGCUGGUGUCAGAGGUACUGCUCAACAACCAAGAUUGUUCGUUGGAAUGAUUUUGAUUUUGAUUUUCGCCGAAGUGUUGGGUUUGUAUGGGUUAAUUGUUGCUUUGUUAUUGAACUCUAGAGCUAACCAAGAUGUUACCUGUUAAUUUUACCUUUUGACUUUGACAGCUCUUGUUUGUCCAUGGAAAUUGAAAAAUUCAAAAUAGAUACUUCACUUCUCAAAGGGAACAAUUAACUACCUUGAUACAUACAUACAGAUAAUUGCAAUAUAAAAACUUUUCUAUGUGUGAUCUAGACAUUAUGUACGUACACCUUGCCAACUUGGGUGACAAUCUCAUUUCUAAGAAGUCGAGUCAAAUCUCCAACUGAUUCAGGAAUGCUUCUCUGUUUGAGGUUGAUCUUUAUUCUCCAAUCGUAUGAUUCAGCUUGAGUUCUGUCAAAAUUUGUAAUCGAGUGUUUAUACAACUCUUGAGCUUUUCUGAAAUCGUCUGGACUUGUUUGUUGUUCGAAAUUAUCGAUGAGUUCAAUAAUCACAAUUAGCUCAGGUAUUUGAAAUUGAUAUAUAUCAUCAAUGAAAAAAGGAAUCAACUGAGCUAAUAACAAUGGAUAGAACUUCUUAGGUAAAUGGGUGAACUCUAGCAAAUGAAGUAUCCUAGAGGUUUUGCUCUUAGCCAUUAUCACCGUUGUAUCUGGAGCGAUAGGGUUGGAAAUAGAAUUAUAGAACUCGAAUAAAACCGCAUAAGGAGAAAGACAUUGCUUGAUAACUGGGUGAACUUCGAAGGUGGGAUCUGUUUCAUGUUUAACAACAUUAUUUAUCAACUCAUCUUUUAUGGGUCUAUUAUUGAGCAAAGUGUCCUGAAAUAUCAAUUCCCAAACAAUGUAAUGCACCUCUUUCAUACCCUUUUGAUUAGCUUCAAGAUUACCAUCAGCACUGUAACAAUUUACAAGCAUGUUCAAGGCUUCAUAAAGGUAGCCAUCUUUCAAAGAUUUGGUUCCAUAGAUCCGGUACAAUUCACUAGCAGUUGUUACCAAACCUAAUUUGGCACAAAUUGUUAAACACCACUCAAGAUCAUCGUUUGACUUGCAUUGAUACUUUGGUAGAUACUCUUCAAUGAUUGUUUUGUUAUUAUUAAUAGACAGUACGCUGCUUUCAAU
Molecule: messenger RNA, 1603 nt
Organism: Yamadazyma tenuis ATCC 10573
Lineage: Eukaryota; Fungi; Ascomycota; Pichiomycetes; Serinales; Debaryomycetaceae
Source: RefSeq, a predicted model, not a curated record